This is a messenger RNA of Condylostylus longicornis, 2944 nucleotides long. RefSeq names its product FHF complex subunit HOOK interacting protein 2A-like. The transcript is spliced from 4 exons. Bases 143 to 2497 code for a protein of 784 amino acids. The record is from RefSeq and is a predicted model, not a curated record. NCBI's taxonomy places the organism in Eukaryota, Metazoa, Arthropoda, Insecta, Diptera, Dolichopodidae.
AACGUCAGUUCGUACAAAAUAGUCAAAGAGGAAUUGAUAAAAAAUUUUACCUGUUUAUAAAAAAAUUAAAAAGGUAGAAUUUGUUUACAUUGAGUUUUUAAUAAACUUAAUACAAAGAAUUUGAUGUAAAUUUUUCGAGUUAAUGUUGCUUACAUGCAAUUCUUUGAGUAUAAACGUAAUGUUACAAGGACUAUCAGACGUGCUAAAAACCGCUGCAGACAUAGUAGCACCUCCACCAACAUUAAGGCAAGAUUUAGAGUAUCAUUGGAAGCAAGUCAAAACUUUUUAUAACAAUAGAAACAAUUUUCCGCGUCACAUUAGUAAUACAACUGUUCCUCAUCAUUUGGAAUCAAUAUUGCAAACCAUAUUGAGGGAAGAUGAGCUUGAAAAUAACGAUUCAAAAAAGGAGUGUAUGGAAUUCAUCUUAAAUAAUAGACCAUUGGACUUACUUUUAGAACUGUCAAUAGCUGAUAGUCCACCUGGCGUAAAAGUGUGUGUACUUAAUUGGGUCAGGAGAUUUUUAUCGUGCACAAAAUCUGCACCAUUAGAACAUACGAGUAUUUUUGAACCUAUUCGAAAUCUUAUACAAAUAUGUAAUGGAAAAGUGCCAUCACCAUAUGAAGAGGAAGAAAUAUUAUUUUUAGAAACUAUAGCUGGUCUAAUAAGAAAAAACCCAAAUUUGCUGCAUAUAUUUCUACCGUCACAUCAAUAUUCUGCAUCCGCCAUGUCACAAAUUAAGCAUAAUAAAUUCAGAAAAUUACCCGAAAGUAAUUCAUUAUUUCAAUCAAUAAAAUUGGAAACCAACAUAAGAAGAGUGGAAAUUAUUCCAGAUUUAAGAAACAUUAAUUCUAAUGAAUUAAAAGCUUUAAAUAAAGCGAAAAUUGCAAAUGGAUCUAAUUUCGACUUUGAUACCAAAUGCAACGCUUCUAUAAAACUGGUAGAUCUCAAUCGGACUGAAUGUGAUUGCGAGCAAAAUGAAAAAUUUGAAUUGUUGGACACGAUACUUUCUUAUUUUGAAAGUCCUGAUAGUAAAGUUGUUGUAAGAGCAUGUGAAAGUGCUUUAAUCUUAUCUUCGCUGUCUGUAUCUAAUAUAAAAUGUACAUCAUUUGACAGAAGUUUGAAAGACUUCACUGAUUAUUUAAUCAAGAAAAUUUGUGUCCUUUACGAAAAAAUUCCAGAUGACAUGGAUUCCGAUAACAUAGAAGAAGGCAAUAUAUCGUGGGGAUUUAUUCCUCGAGAACCGGAUGUUCAUAAAUUUAUAGGAAAGGCUGAAUUUCACGAGUUUUUUUGUUGGUUGGACUACACAGAUUGUGUAGCAUUAGAGAAUCUCAAAAUCUCAACAUUUAUAACACAAUUCCGCAACGAAUUUUUAUUAAAAUACGUAGAACCAACCUUAUUAGCAACAGACACUCCUUUUGUUCUUAUCAUAUUAAGCAAAAUAAUUAGACAAAUUCGAUCCCCAAACUUUAUGGAUGAAAUCGCAAAUUGGUUAGUUGGGGAAACUAAUUCUGAACCUUAUUCCGCAACAGAUUGCUUACUUACUAUAAUUAUUGAAAAUAUGCAAGAUAAUUCAGAAAUAUUAUUAGCUGGUUUGCAAUUUAUUGAAGCGUUGUUGGAUAAUCCAAAUGAAAAAAUAUUGAAUGAAAUGCUCUUUAGAUAUUUAAAUAAACGUGGUUACUAUGAUAAUCAAGCUCAACAAAGUUGGUCAGAUGAAGAAGAAGAACGUGAAAGGAAAUGCGGCAGUAUUGAAGAUCAGUUCAGAUCUCAUACCUUGUCUCCACAUAAUAUUUUAAAAGUUAUUAAUCAUUUCUUACUUCUCUUACCAAGACAAGUUAUGGCGGAAGCAAGCGGCACUUGUUAUGAGGAAUAUGUUCAAGACGCAAGUAAACAUUAUAAAAUUUGGCUUAAGAAAACUGAAAAAUUUGCAUGGCCGCGUGAAGCAGUUUCUCCAGAUAGAGAAAUCAUUUCUUCAAGUUCUUCAAUUGGAAAUCUUGAUCUUCCUAAGUCUACUUUUCGUCGCAGUAACAGCUUAGAAACAGAUUUGCAUUGCAAUGACAGUGGUAUAUCGGAAGGACGUUUUUAUGAAGGUCCAUUAUUAAAAUUUCUAUUUUCACAUGUGAAGGGAAUGCCAAAUCAAAGUUGCGAAAUAAAUUUAGCAGUUAUUGCAAUUGUUUCAAAGUUAGCAUUUUUGCCACAACCUUAUUUACAUGAAAUUCUUCUAAAUCCAAUCAUUCCUGUGGCACACGGUGCUACGAAUUUGUGGAAUAAUAUGCAAGUAGCUGCUCGAUACUUACUGCUUGAAAUUCCGAAACAUGAACAUUUUCAAAAAAGAAUUGGUGAAACUGGAAAACGUUUAUUAUCCAAUCCACCAAUUAUUUGUGAUGAAGGAAAUGAUGAUAUUGAGCAACUUUAUGAGGCAAUUGUUAUAUUAGAAGAAUUUUGCAAAGAGCUUGCAGCAAUUGCUUUCGUUAAAUAUCAUCAUGCAACAAAAGAAUAAAUUUACAUACUUAUAAACUUCACUUUUCUAAUAUUACACACAUCACAUUUUUAUUGUGAUUUUUUUGAAAAGAAAUAGUCAUAGGGUUCUGUUUGAUUUGCUAUUUUAAUAUUUAAGAAAGGAAUAUUAUUUUAGAAAUUUAUUUAUAGGAGCCUCAGUGUUGAAUAGCCUGCAUAUAAGUGUGAUUAUAAUAUAUAAAAUUUAAAAACGAUUGCAAAAAUAUGAUUAUAUAUAUAAUUAGUUCUAUAUACUAUCAAAAGACGUGUUACAUACCCUGUAAUAAAAGUAGUCCUUUUAUUUUUAUGUUUAUUUUAAAUAAAUUAUGUACAAACUAAGUGUAUUACUUACUGUUAUGUUAUGUUUAAAUUUUAAAUAUAAGUAUUGAAUAUAUUAUAUUUAAAAUAAUAAGCUUCUUGCUUACUAUACAAAACUUUGUGAUUCUUUCGA